CUAUGUAAAUUCUAAAACAGCAAACGUCGCGACCGACGACGACUACUUUCGAAUGAAACAUUCCUGUUUUCUAAUUCGUCUAUUGUCUAACUAUUAUCAUUAUUAUUAUUCGGGGUACUGUCCACAUUCUCUUUCUUUUUCAGUCACAAUCAUCAACUACCCCACUUCGAAUCUCUCUCGCCUUGGCGGUCUGAUUUUCCUCGUUUUAAUUAAUUCUAGCAAUCCCCUCGAACGAUUUAACCCUUUUUGGUGUCUUUUUGAUAAAUGCCCCCUUACCCGUUGCUCUGAUCUUCCUCGGUUCAUUGAAUCGGCUAUUUUUCAUUGCCAUCAGAUCCAUUAUCGCCGUUGCAACUCGCGAAGUGGAUUCCUUGUUCCAAGCUAAUUUCGUCGGAGGGUUCCGAUUUUUCCGACAUUCAACGGCUGAUCAUUGACGGGAUUUUGUUCCUGGGUGGGUUCUUCCUUAAAUUCGUCAACGCCUCGAAAUCAAAAGUACUAGACGCUGAUGAACGAAUAUCAAUGAUGAAAAGAAAAUUUUUUUGGUUUUUGUUUUUCAUCAUCGGUGUGAUGUGAUUAAAUCGCUUCAGAAGAGAAGCAGAUAGUGAAUCUCUCUUUUGUGGGGUUGGAGCCAAAGGGAUGCGUAGGUAUAAUAAAGCAGACAAAGAUGAAGCAGAGAGGCAUGUGGGUUUGCUUAAAUGGGCGCAAAUUCUUUCAUUCUUCCUUGUUUUUGUAGCAGGUAUUGUUAUUGGUAUAGCUACUAGUUCUCAUAUUAGUAGGCUUUAUUUUAGUCCACAAUCUGAGCUAUACUCAUUCGUCAACCAUGUAUCAAGCGCCCCUGUGCCAGAAGAAGAAGAAGAAGUUAAGGGAUAUCAUAACUGUGGAGGAACCAUACAAGAGUGUGAAGUGAUUAAUUGUUUGAAUUUUGAGACGUUUCUACAUCCUCCAAACCUGACCCAUAAUUUAAUGGACGAUGAGCUUUUUUGGAGAGCUUCCUUGGUGCCCAAGAAAGAAGAGUAUCCCUCUAGCUAUAAGAGAGUGCCUAAAGUGGCUUUUAUGUUUUUGACAAGGGGGCCUCUACCCUUGCUACCUCUAUGGGAAAGGUUCUUUAAAGGGCACGAGGAUUUGUUCAAUAUAUAUGUCCAUGCACCUCCAGGAUACAAUAUGAAUGUGUCUAAUUCUUCUGCUUUUUAUGGACGGCAGAUUCCAAGUCAGGAUGUUUCAUGGGGAUCAGCAACCUUGACGGAUGCUGAGAGGCGACUUUUAGCCAAUGCAUUGCUUGACUUCUCAAAUGAGCGUUUUAUUCUUCUCUCUGAAAGCUGUAUCCCUGUCUAUGACUUUCCUACUGUCUACAAAUAUCUCACUGGCUCUGCUCUCAGUUUUGUUGAUUCAUAUGAUGAGCCUACCCGUUAUGGUCGUGGCCGAUAUAGCCGGCAUAUGCUUCCUCAUAUCCAUCUUAGACACUGGCGGAAAGGUUCUCAAUGGUUUGAACUCAAUCGUGAACUUGCAGUUCAUAUAAUCUCUGACACCAAUUACUACAAACUCUUCUGCAAAUUCUGUAAGCCUGCUUGCUACCCGGACGAACACUAUAUUCCAACAUACUUGAACAUGUUCCAUGGUUCCCUAAACUCAAAUAGAACGGUGACUUGGGUUGACUGGUCACAAGGAGGCCCUCAUCCAGCAACCUUUGGAGGACCGAACAUAACGGUGGGAUUUAUACAGUCUAUAAGAAACAGUGGAACCCUAUGUCAACAUAACUCAGAGAUUACUUCAGUAUGCUACCUUUUUGCUCGCAAGUUUGAUCCAAGUGCACUGGAGCCCUUGCUCAACAUCUCCAUGGCUGUGAUGGGCUUCUGAAAAAUUUUUAUUCCAGAGAUAAGAUAUUCAACUACUUUGACUUUGAAAUUUACCGUGUAAGUUUGGAGAGAGGAUACAAAAGAGCGAAGUAGAGGAUGCUUCUUUCUCUCAGUCUCUCCAAAUGUAUCCUGUAAUGUAUUUUAGAGGAUUCAAAUCCAGUUACUAGGAUUUUGGUAGAGAAUUUAACAAUUUUACAAGAUCAGAAGUAUUUCUGUAGACUCUGUAUAGGUAGUGUUAACAGAAUUUUGUGUUCUCUGC
Molecule: messenger RNA, 2109 nt
Organism: Prosopis cineraria
Lineage: Eukaryota; Viridiplantae; Streptophyta; Magnoliopsida; Fabales; Fabaceae
Product: glycosyltransferase BC10-like
Exons: 2
Coding region: 634-1851 (405 amino acids)
Cellular component (GO): membrane
Molecular function (GO): glycosyltransferase activity
Source: RefSeq, a predicted model, not a curated record